This is a messenger RNA of Microtus oregoni (creeping vole), 3157 nucleotides long. RefSeq names its product SIN3-HDAC complex associated factor (gene Sinhcaf). Gene Ontology annotation, biological process: negative regulation of cell migration. The coding region runs from base 697 to 1362 and encodes 221 amino acids. The transcript is spliced from 6 exons. NCBI's taxonomy places the organism in Eukaryota, Metazoa, Chordata, Mammalia, Rodentia, Cricetidae. The record is from RefSeq and is a predicted model, not a curated record.
AAUAAAUACUCUUUAUUAAAGUAUUAAAGAUAUAAAGAUAUAAAGACGAAAUGGAAAGCUCACCUGCAAACAGAAUUUAGGAAAGGUGAGGAUGGGAUAAACUAAGCGGGUGUUUCCAAGAAAACUCUCUCUGCCACCUCAAACUAGAAACAGCAUUGGUGCCCGGAUGCUGCAAAAGUCCCUUCCAGAACUUUCUGAGUUCUGCAGCGUCCUAAACGGGUGCGGUUGCUGAGGAAGAACCGCUCACCUUCACACCUUUCGCGCCCUGCCACACCCCCACACGUCUCCUCCCUCCCCGGGGCGUUUGUUUACGUGACUUUGCGUAAUAGUCAGGCACCGCCCCCCGCCCCUGCGGGGCCGCCGCGUUUCCCGCGCCGCGCGGCUUCUCCCCAUAAAAGGACAAUAGAGGCCGCGGGAGCGCGCGCGGACGCCCUGCCCUCUCCCCGCCCAGCCCGCGGCGCGCACGCGCCCGUAUGCAAAUCAGCUCGAUUCAAGAGAAUUUGGUCCCUGGGAGCCGCGCGUGCGCAGAGCGAAAGCGGAAUCUACACCUCCGUCCGCGGUAGCAACUGAAGAACUGCUGGAGACAAUCUUUCUGGACUCCGCGCAGGCGGAGGGAGUGCUUGCAGGGGGUUGGCCUGGUGCAAUCCGCACCGUGGGGACGCUGCUGCGCGUGGAAGCUAUUGCUCAGAAGAGAAGAUGUUUGGUUUUCACAAGCCAAAGAUGUACCGAAGUAUAGAGGGCUGCUGUAUCUGCAGAGCCAAGUCCUCCAGUUCUCGGUUCACGGACAGCAAACGCUACGAAAAGGACUUCCAGAGCUGUUUUGGGUUGCACGAGACUCGCUCGGGAGACAUCUGCAAUGCCUGUGUGCUGCUUGUGAAAAGAUGGAAGAAGUUGCCGGCGGGAUCAAAAAAAAACUGGAAUCACGUGGUAGAUGCAAGGGCAGGACCCAGUCUGAAGACAACGUUGAAACCAAAGAAAGUGAAAACUCUGUCUGGAAACAGGAUGAAAAGCAACCAGAUCAAUAAACUGCAGAAGGAGUUUAAACGCCACAAUUCGGAUGCUCACAGCACCACCUCAAGUGCCUCCCCAGCCCAGUCUCCCUGCUACAGUAACCAGUCAGACGACGGCUCAGAUACAGAGAUGGCGUCCAGCUCUAACAGGACUCCAGUGUUUUCCUUCUUAGAUCUUACCUACUGGAAAAGACAGAAGAUUUGCUGUGGGAUCAUAUACAAGGGCCGCUUUGGGGAGGUCCUCAUCGACACGCAUCUCUUCAAGCCCUGCUGCAGCAGUAAGAAGGCAGCUGCUGAGAAGCCUGAGGAGCAGGGGCCAGCGCCUCUGCCCAUCUCCACUCAGGAGUGGUGACUGAGGUUCAUGUAGAAGGGAACAAAGAGCGAAUUUAAACUUUGAAAAGACCACAAAGCAACAAACUGACCCUCCUAUUUUUAACUUGGAUACCUGCUAUUCUGCCAAAAGACAUUUUUCUAGAAUAGUUUCAUGGGUUACCCAUCCCCCCAUCCAACAAACUUUGAAGCCAGUUUCUAGCUUACUACAAGAAAGAAGUGUACAUAAUAUUUAAGAUGCUGGGUAUUUCAUAGGAAAGCUGAAUGCUGCUGUAAAGUGCUCUUUAAAGUCUUUUUUUUUUUAAAUCCCCUCUAAUGAAUGGAAGUAGGGGAAUUUCAGGGGACAGAGAUGGGAUUUGUGUGUGAUAAACCAUAUGUAGUUUUUAGUCUUUCUGUGGAGAGGCAGUGGUUGGGGCAUUUUUAAAUGGCUGGCUACACUUGUUUUCCCUCAUGAUGAUUUGUCAUAACUCAGUAGCACGACCUGCCCCCUAGAGGUAGUUAAGAAUUUUUCAAUGUUAAGGUGUUGCCAAGGCUCUGAUGAUUCAGACCUGUACUACUGAUGAUUAAGCAGGACAGACUGAGCUUUCUGCAAAUAGCUUGGAGGACGAAGCAAUCUCUGAACACACACAGGCAGCACCGAGUCGCCUCCCCUCGUCCUAUGUGAAUCUUAUAAAACAGAACCAGAGCUCCUUCUGGGGAAGGCCAGCCUGUAGGAUGAACAAGGUCCUAUAGGGACAGAACCAAAGCAUCACCAUGCGGUAGAGAACACGUGGUUAGAAACUACUUAGACAGGAUGUGUAAGUCCUGGGGAUGCGGGGGGCACAGUGGGUGCUGCUCGGGGCACAUUUCUUAGAGGGCUUGCAGUGUAUAAAUAAUUGACAUUGGUGUUACACAGCUGUCUGGGAUUCACUGAAAUCCGCACGAUUCAGUUCUAGCUCUGGAUUACCUCAGUUGACCUUUUGUGGAGGUUUUUUUUUUUUUUUUAAUCUAUAGAGUAGCUCUUUGCCUUGUUAUAACUUUAUUAGGGUUUUGGGUUUUGUCUUACUGUUUUUCUCCCUCUAUUUAAAGUUUGAUUAGAAGAAAAGAGUUGUGUGUUGAGGCUAAGUUGGUUGGUUGGAUUGGGUCGGCUUCUUGGAGUUGGGCUUCUGAACAUCAAGAUAGCUGAGUGGAGCUCCUCGUGUGGAGACCUCAGUGAGGGCGCUCAGCUGAGCCAGACUGAAGUUGUCCGACCGCCUCUUUUCAAAGUUCAGGAAAAAUAGUGCCAUUUCAGACCUCCUAGAGGGAGGGGUGUGUGGCUGCCUUAGUAUUCUAUCGCUCAUGAUAUUUUAAAAACUGGAUUUUUAAGAGUCUGUUGGUGUUUCACAACGGGGAGGGCCACUGUUUGUGGCAUCCUAUAGUUUUAUAGUUUUACAUUUUGUGUGUCUCUUCCUUUUUGGAAAAACCUACCUAGUACAAGCCACCGCAUGCACAGAGUGGUUGGUUCUCCACAGCCCUUGGUGUAGUACAGAGUCCAGCCGUUACCAUUCUCCCGCGUUGCUUCGACGCGGGAUGUUUCUUUUGUACAUUUUGGCUGCAGUAUUGGUGGUAGAAUAUACUUUGAUGGAUCAUCUCUACUUCUGUAUUUAUUUAUUUAUUACUAGACCUCAACCACAGUCUUCUCCCCUCCACUCUCUGCCGUAGGAUGUACUGUAUGUAGUCAUGCACUUUGUAUUAAUAUAUUAGAAAUCUACAGAUCUGUUUUGUACUUUUUAUACUGUUGGAUACUUAUAAUCAAAACUUUUACUCUAGGGUAUUGAAUAAAUUUAGUCUUACUAGAA